AUGGCAGGUUAUGGUGGAGUGGUGCUAGUAAUGGUGGUGGCUACAGUGAUGAUGUUGACCAGAGUUUGUGCUGAUCCAGAUUCGCUUCAAGAUAUUUGUGUUGCUGAUCUGUCUUCUGGUGUAAAAGUGAAUGGAUUUGCUUGCAAGUCUAAAGUGACAGCCGAGGACUUCUUUUUUGCUGGCCUAGCCGAGCCUGGCGCCACCAACACCACCACGGGAUCAGUUGUAACUGUCGCUAAUGUCCAGAAAAUCCCGGGCCUAAACACUCUAGGAGUGUCCCUCUCGCGCAUUGAUUAUGCACCGGGUGGCCUAAACCCGCCCCACACCCACCCACGCGCCACCGAGAUAGUGUUCGUGCUCAAAGGUGGACUGGAUGUGGGCUUCAUAACCACAGGCAAUGUCCUAAUUUCCAAGUCUAUCAAGAAAGGUGAAAUUUUCACAUUCCCUAAAGGCUUAGUCCAUUUCCAGAAGAACAAUGGCAAAGUUCCGGCUGCCGUGAUUGCUGCAUUCAAUAGCCAACUGCCCGGAGCUCAGUUGAUCGCCGCCACAUUGUUUGCCGCAUCACCACCGGUGCCGGACAAUGUUUUGACAAAGGCAUUCCAAGUUGGUACCAAGGAAGUUGAGAAAAUAAAGUCCCGGUUUGCACACAAAAAGAAGACUCUUGGCACAUAG
Messenger RNA from Fraxinus pennsylvanica, 672 nucleotides. The record is from the annotation of a GenBank genome assembly. NCBI's taxonomy places the organism in Eukaryota, Viridiplantae, Streptophyta, Magnoliopsida, Lamiales, Oleaceae.